Orbicella faveolata is the source of this 2633-nucleotide messenger RNA. Its product is annotated as transport and Golgi organization 2 homolog. NCBI's taxonomy places the organism in Eukaryota, Metazoa, Cnidaria, Anthozoa, Scleractinia, Merulinidae. The record is from RefSeq and is a predicted model, not a curated record. Gene Ontology annotation, cellular component: Golgi apparatus. Gene Ontology annotation, biological process: protein secretion; Golgi organization.
UAGUAGCGAUCAGCCAGUCGAAGAGUUUGUUUAUUUCUUGAUUCACGGUAAUUUACAACGAUUUGAAAUUUUUAUCAGCAUAAAGGAUAUUCGUAUCAUAAGCGAAAAGGUAAAAAACUAAGCUAAUAUGCUUAAUCAAUUAUUCAUUGUGUUAACCCUCAACGAACUAUUUGUGACAGUUAAUUUUAAUCAUCUUAAACUUGAUAAUGCUGUCAUGACGACUCCGAAACGUUAUUGCAUUUUAUCGCUUAUUUUUUACAUGCUUAUGUAUUACCAAACCUUUGCUUAUAAAGAAUAAUUAUAGCAGCCUUAUUAAUGUGUCACUUACUUGAGGUGAGGGGAAAUCCUCUACUUAUAGAGGACACCUACCUGAAGAAAAGGUCUAUUUACAAAUUUCAUAAAAUACUUAACAGUAGAAAAGAUAAUAAAGACGAUCGCCAAAUUUAUGAACUAGUUGUUUUCACGAGCGGUUUCUCAGGUCGCUUAGCGAGUGAAAACCGGAAAUCACGUGAAAACAGUUACUUUUCCAACUCGAUUAAGCGACAGUAUCAUGAGUUGCGCAUGUGCGAGCUUUCGAUCAAGAAUUUUCAAUUUUAAUUCCGUAACUUUUGGCUAAUACUCGCUUAGAUAUGUGGGUCCAAAAUUAUGGAACAGGUUCCCCAGCGAAUAAACUAGUCAUAUGGUUACUGAAGAACCAAACUAACCAUUACAAUUAAAGCAAUUCUGACUUCGCUUUACCCAAUUUUAAUUCUGCAACUUUUGGCUAACACUCGCUUACUAGACCUUACUAGAUAUCUCUGUCCAAAAUUAUGGAACAGGCUCCCCAGCGAAUGAAGGCGGACUACCUGUACAUUAACACUUUCAAAGCGAACAUACAUAUGAUCAAUCUGAAAUUUCUACUGGAUGAAGAAUGCCGUUGUUUGUUUACAAUAAAAACGUCCAGUGAAAACAUUUACUUAGUGUAGUUAGAUUGGUUUAUCCUUUGCUAACAGUGAUAACCGUCACCGUGCACUAAUUGAACGUCCAAAUUUUAUUCUUGAACCACAGAAGGAAACAAUUAUUAUUAGUAACAAUAUUUUUGUGAAUUACUUUACUUUUCCUUUGGUCGUUUGUGAACAGGAGUUAAAUAAAAAAUUCUUCCUUUUGUGAAUGCACAUCUUUUUAUAUUCACAGAUAAGUUACAACACAAUAUUGCUGAGCAAAGCCCAGAAGAUGUGCAUCUUGUUUCUCUACUUCUGUGACAAACCAAGCCCUGAUGGAUACCGUCUUAUUAUGGCAGUAAAUAGGGAUGAAUUUUAUUUCAGACCAACAGCAGAUGCUAACUUUUGGGAGAAAAUUCCCAACAUACUCGCAAGAAUGGAUCUGAAGCAAGGAAAGGAAGGUGGAACAUGGCUAGGAAUGACCACUAGUGGAAAAUUUGCAGCCAUCACUUUCUACAGACAAGCACCUAAGUUCAUAAAUACUAAUGCAAUAGGAAGAGGACAUCUGGUGCCAGGCUUUCUUCAAGGAGAUGAUAAUGUUGAAAGAUACCUUGAGUCUGUUAGCAGCCAAUCUGACAAGUACAAUGGAUUUAAUCUCUUGGUGGGAAAUUUACUACAAACUGGUGAGACCAAGAUUGGAUGGUAUUGCAACAUUGAAGAGAAACAAGUCACCUUGUUGAAGCCUGGAAUACAUGUCUUAUCAAAUAAAGUGUUGAAUUGUUCUUGGCCCAAGAUGGCUUAUGGAAGGGAACGAUUUGCUGAAAUAUUAGAGGAAACCUCCACCAAACAAGAACUUGUUGACAAGCUUAUGGGCCUUCUGAAUGCACGGCAAAGACAAUUCAGUUGUGGUGACGAGAAAAGUUUCUUUGGAUCCCAAGAUGAAGGUUGUAACAUGAAUUUGAUCCGUGCAAGCCAAGCAAUUUUUGUCAACUUUAAGGAAGUGAGAUAUGGAACAAGAACAAACACAGUGGUGUUAGUUGAUGGCAGUGAUCAUGCUACUUAUGUAGAGAGGACCAUGGAGGAGGGUGCUACCGACCCAGAUGAAGCUCAGUGGAGACUGAACACAUAUGAGUUUGACAUCAUUCAGGAGACUGAGGACUGUUCAGGUCACAAAUCACCCGUGAAUCUUGUAAAUAAUGGAAGCAAAAAUUGUGAAAGUGAAAGAACACUUGUACAGCCAGCUUAAAAUAACUUAAGUUCUACCUUUGAGUAACAAACUAUCAAAAGCUUCUAAAAACUGAAUUACAGGUAAUUGCAGGGACUAUGGAGGGAGAGGAACCACUCUUUUGGUUAGGGGCAGUGGCCCCUAAAGCUUGCUUGCCUUGGCCAGAUUUGCUUGCCCUACCACUUUAUAAUGUAUGCGUCUAGUUGUGAAAGACGUAAUGCUAAUGCCACGUAUUAUUUCCAAACAAAGCUAAACAUUGCAGAUUAUUAUUCCGGCUGAGUUUGUGCUAUAAUAUGCUGACUAGAGCCAAUAAAAUCAAGAAUUAAGCACUUUGACUAACUUUCUGUGUGUUUAGAACAGCUACAUAUAUUUCCAGAUCUGUUAAGGAGGCUCGCGCCAUUGUUCCUGUGCAGACUGCAGAGGGCACCCACACAUCCGUUUAGAAGAUAAAUUUAACAAAUUAACGCCAGUUUUUCAUGCGUCUGUCC